CCUUUUCCCUUCAUCUCUUCCCUUACUAACCACUCUGUUUCUUCAUUCCUUACCUUGAUAACCGAUAACCACAGCAUCCCAAUCCCCUUGCUAACCACCGUGUUCUCCCUCCACAGCCGGGCGGUGCUGGGGAACCUGGAUGUGCUGGGCUCGACACCGUGGUGGUCAGUGUGGGGCCAUGACUUCUGGGGGUCACCUUUGUCCCGCCGAGGGUCACACGGCUCCUGGCGACCCCUCACCACCCUCUCCUUCAGGGUGAACGCGGCAGUGGCUCGCGCUUUGGCUCCCGACUACGGCCUGGCGGGCACCGAGGGACACCCCGCCGGAGUGCCACCACCCUCACCACCUCUGGCAUCGUCGUCGGCAGUGCCAAGUCCCGCCGUGCCUUCCCUCACCCCUUCGCUCAACGCCGCCUUCUCGGCUUCCACUUUCCACGCCUUCAACGUUCUCUUGCACGCCACCGUCACCGCUGCCUACGUGGGCGUGUUAAAGGGCGUGGGCGUGGGUGCAUGGGCGUGCCUGGGGGCAGGGUCGCUCUUCGCCGCCCAUCCUGUUCACGUGGAGGCCGUGGCCGGGGUGGUGGGCCGCGCCGAGCUGCUGGCCGCCCUCGCUUUCUGCCUCGCCCUCGCCGCCUACACCAGGUACCUCCGUGGGCGGGCGACGGGGCGGGCGUGGGGGCGGCGCCCCAGCGGGUGUGGACAUGAGUGUGUGUGUUGGACGGACGGCCAGAGCGGACGCUCCCUGCCCAGCGUCCUCUUCUUCUGGGGCAGCAAGGGCAGGGGGGCGCCGCACCUGCCGUCGUGGGCAUGGCUGGGCCUCAGUAUAGCUGGCGCGGGCGUGUCCAUGGCGUGCAAGGAGCAGGGCGUGACGGCGCUGGGCGUAGGGCUGCUGCUGCACGCCGCCGCGGUGGUCUGCAUCACGCCAAGGAACAAGGCUGUGGUGACGAGUCUGGUGCGGGAGCUGUGGCCGGCUGGCGUGGGCGCCGCAGCACUGCUGUGGGCGCGUAUAAACGUGGCCCCGCACACGCCCUCCUUCACCACCGCGGAUAAUCCCGCCGCCCACGCCCCCUCGCUGCUCACCCGCGCCCUUAGCAUUGCGCGGGGCUGGGCAGUGCACGGGCGGCUGCUGGUCUGGCCCGCCACGCUGUCCUUUGACUGGUCACAGGGCGCCGUGCCGCUCGUCACGUGUCUCAGUGACCCCGCCAACCUGGAGACUGCGGCGCUGCUGGCGUGUGUGGGGGUCCUGGCCGCUACCGCCGCCGCCGCCUGCUGGAGGGCCCGCCAGCAGCUCAGCACGGCCGCCAAGAUGUACACAUAUCAGAGCCAGCACGCCUACCACGACGUGCUCAACAACAACGUGACGCAGCACGGGGAGGCCGCCUGCCCCGCCUGCCCCCAGCGCCGGCCCCCGCGCCGGCCGGCCAGCCCCCUGCCCCUCGUGCUGGCCUGGGGCCUUCUUGUUGUGCCCUUCCUCCCCGCCUCCAACUUGGCCGCCUACGUGGGCUUUGUUGUGGCGGAGCGCGUUCUCUAUCUCCCCUCCAUGGGCGCCUGCUUGCUGGUGGCUCUCGGCUGCCAGAGUCUGUGGCGCGCCCUGGGCUGCGGCAAGUGUUCCUCCUCAGGGGACAGCCGCAGUAAAUCCCAGGGGCGGCGGGGGAGGCGGUGGAGAGGGGUGCUGAUAGGCGGGUGGGUGGUGCUGUUGGCGCUGCUCUCCGCCCGCACCGUCAGGAGGAACCAGGACUGGCAGAGCGACGAGACUCUCUACCGCUCCGGCGUCUCCCUCAACCCCCCAAAAGCUCUGUCUAACCUGGGCGUGGUGUACAGCGAGCAGGGGCGGCUGCCGGAGGCUGAGGCUGCCUACCGUGCGGCCCUGCGUCACGCGCCCUCCAUGGCCGACACCCACUUCAACCUGGGCCUGCUGUUGGCGUCCACGGGGAGGGCGGAGGAGGCCAUCGAGAGCUACCACGCCGCUCUCAGGAGCAGACCGUGGCUGGCGCAGGCUCACUUGGGCCUCGCCGGGGCUCUCCAGACCCUGGGGCGGGAGGCUGAGGCCACAAAGGUGUUGGAGGCGUGCCGCGAGACAGGGUCAGCCCCGGCGCGGGACGGGCUGGGCCACUCCUGGGCCGUCACCACCUGCAGGCAGCGGCUGGCACGGGCACACCUGCUGGCGGGCAGACCUCACUCGGCCCUGCAGGAGGUGGCCCGCGCCCUGCAGCACGCCCCGCAGGGUUACGGCGCCCACUCCCUGCACACCCUAGCGGCGGAGGCACACCUGGAGGCCGGAGAGCACGCCGAGGCGCAGGCAGCCCUCUCGCGCGCCCUGGCGGCCCACCCCCACCACGUGCCCGCCCACCUCACCUUCUCCAGGAUGCUGCAGGCCAACGGCAGCCGCGCGGAGGAGGUGGAGCAGUGGCUGCGGCGCGCCGUGGCUCUGGCGCCCAACGACCCUCACGCCCACAAGCACCUCGGCCAGUUGUUGUUGGAGCAAGACCGCGUCGAGGAGGCGGUGGGGGCGUGGCUGAGGGCGGCGCUGCUGGACUCCACGGACCACACCGCCGCUUUCAACGCCGCCACCGCCCUCAGGCUCGCCGGGAGGAACCAGCACGCCGAGACUUUCUACAGGAGGGCCGUCCAACUCCAGCCAAAGGAUGUGGCCAGCCAUCGUAACCUCGGCGCUAUUCUCCACCUGAACGGCAAACUGGAGGAGGCGAGGAAGCAUUACGACGAGGCCUUGGCGCUCGCCCCCGGGGACCCGCAGACCACCACCAACCUCCAGAGGCUCUCGGCACUCCUGCACAAGAAGGGGCUGUCCUAGUGACCCGCUGUAGGACGCUUAGACCCACCCUCUCACUAUUAUUAUUACCGGUCCCACGGAGUCCCCUUAACAUAGCCAAGAAGAAGUUAUUCAGUCAGUCAGUCAGUUGGGUUAUAGUACCUUGACGUAGCUAACCCGCGGGCGCUUCCGAUAACGAUUAUAUUCUACUUAUAUCCACGAAGGUGCGCUGAGUAACCUUCCUACUACAGGACUACAGGACACCCGUUACUACAUUUUUCUUUCCCGGUGGCGGCAAAUCGUGUGGCUGUUGUAGAUUUGUUGAGCCGGAUGUCUGUCUGUCAACCGCCAGCCGGACCAGCUGCGCGCAUCGAUCAAGAAUCCCCUCAAGUAUCAGGAGCUCAAACUCGUAGCAAGCAACCCCAGACGACCUGCCUCGGGUGCUCUGGCGGCUUUGUAGUAUUCCUGUUUUGACUUCCCCCUCCAGCCCUCCCCUCAUUCCUCUUCCCCUCACCCCAUUCCCUCUCCUCCCCGUAUUCCCCCAAGCGGUGUAGGUGUGGAAUCCCCCUCAAGACUCUCCAAGGCUCCUCUUCGAGUGUGUGGAACCAGAGAUCGAGAACGGAGAAGCAUGUCGAAGUGGCCGCCGCGAGAUGAAGUGUCGGAAGUGAUGAAAGAGACCGAGACAGUAACCGAGGAGGAGACCAGCAGUCGUCACUUCUCUCGCGCGAAAAGCAAAGAAAUAAGAGAAAACAUCAUCCCAUUUUACGAUACCGGGGUACAUUUUUGACGCCCCAUUUAUACCUUUCUCGAUAUUAUUUCCAUUUUUUUUUUCCAUAGCCUUCACCGUUUUUUUGUUUUUCUUUACCAGCCGUACACUCUCUUCUACCGCCUUCCCAUUCUCUCCCUCCCCUCUGCCUUUCUACCCCCCAACUAACGAUCCCUCCCUCCCAUCUGUAUAUGCUUUAUCGCCGUUUAUUUUCGUCUGGCUUGUCGCUGCGGGGCUGGUGAGGACGGCCGCCAGGAGGGAGAUUACAGACACGCUGAAGAGAAAGAGAAAACGUGUCCCCUCUAACGCACAUAUAUGAAGGAUGACUCCGCUAUUACCUGCUGCGGAGGGCACUCAUGUACUGGUCUGUAUUUCACUUUACUCUCUCUCUCUCUCUCUCUCUCUCUCUCUCUCUCUCUCUCUCUCUCUCUCUCUCUCUCUCUCUCUCUCUCUCUCUCUCUCUCUCUCUCUCUCUCUCUCUCUCAAACGGACUGCUUCUGGUCUAGUCAUUCCAAAGAUUAUGUUAUCGUUCCAUAUAAUCUUUCCUGAUCUCUCUCUCUCUCUCUCUCUCUCUCUCUCUCUCUCUCUCUCUCUCUCUCUCUCUCUCAAAAACCACGUUCACACAAGACUGUCUGCGUGCGAGUAUUGUUCAAGGAGCAUCACAUCAUCUGGUGAGCCAAUGGAGCGGAUCGAGGCAGUGAAGAGUGGUUCGAAUCCUCGCCCGACGACGCUUCGGAGCUUCUCUCUGUGUCCCUCUGUGGUAAGCGGCCUAUAACGUCGGUGUUCUGUGUAAUAUCUGUUUUCAUUUUCUUUCGCUAAUAUCGCAUCACUCACCAGACAAGUGGAAGCUUUCAACGUCAGUGGAAAUACUUACUGAGAAUAUCCUUGUGUUGCGGGGAAGUGUUCGCGGCGUUCGGGCCCGAGGGCUUGAAGGGCGUACAGGCGUGAGUCGGUCUCGUUUUCUCCUUUGCUCUCCGCGGCGCUCCCAGACCCAGCGUCAAACCGAGUGAGAUUAAGGUUAAUGCAACAGCGAAGUGUGUGUGUGUGUGUGUGUGUGUGUGUGUGUGUGUGUGUGUGUGUGUGUGUGAAGAAUGAAAAUAUUAAAGGUGAUGUAUCCAAGCACUCUCCAGUCAUCAUCGCCGUCUCUUUCAUCGCUGCCCGGACGGAGCCUCUCGUAGGAAGGCCCUUGUGUAGGACUUCCGGGGCCUUGGAUCGUCUGUGCACCUCUGAGUCUCCACACUGACUUAACCCUUUGUCUGUGUCAUGACCUGGGACAUUCCUGGACACCAGUCUGUGAUAUCUGCCAAGUAAGGAUCAUCCCAAGACACUGAAGCACAGAGUUAUCAACCAUGUUCCCCGCUCCCCGCCCCGCCCCGCCCCGCCAAGCCCCUGGUGAUGCGGGACGGGCCAAAGGAAGGUGUUAGGAUGUUAGAGCAAGACGCAGUGAGGGAAAGCCAGUCUUCGGCAGGGGUGGGGGUGGGGGGAAGGUUUUAUCAUCAUCCACCUAGUUCAUGUUAUAGAGUUCUGCCUGAUACGCACGGCACUUAGCAUUCCCAGGUGAGUGAGUGGCUCCUUAUUGAUGCCAAAGUUUUCCUUGUAAGGGAGGUGAAUACAAACACCGAUAAAGGACGACCUCAAAGAGACCGAGGCGGGUUGAAUUUCGGUCACGAGGAGAAGGAUCCAAAUCUUGUGACGGAGCGACGGUGGGCGCGACAAGCUUCACACGGCCUCUGUAGGGAGAGUGACGGCAAAAAUCAUAGCACAUGGCCAACAGCUGUUUCUGUACAAAAAGAAUAAUUAAGCAAAUAACCAGUGCUCUGCUUCCAUUACGAGUGGCGACAAAAUUGUACGCUCGGUGGCAUUUCUCUUCUCUCCUUUCCAGCGACCUAUCCAACGUGUUAAGUAGAAACUCGAGGCAGACGCCAGAGUCAGGGAAGCGUUCGUUCCUUGCGUUACAGUUUUACAUGGCGCACUUGAGGCAGAGGAGCAUUUACCUGCGCUGCCCAGGUACACUUCCUUACCUGUCCUGCACCAAAGAUGAAGUUGAUGAGAGAAUCCCGCGUCUCCUGUAGUCAUUCCUCUAGUCAGCCAAAUAGUGUACUACUACUUCUCUGUUUGCUUUACAUUCAUGUUCUCAUCGCCCUUUUCUGCAGGUUUUUUACAACAAUCACAUUCACGUAGGCAUAGCUGACGCCUACCUCGUAGCUCGCCGCGCCCUUCUCUUGUGCGUGGCUGCUCGUAGGGCUCCAGAGACUCACCUUCAGGCUUUGUAGAAGUGUACGAACGAAAGGACAAAGCAGUAUAGAUAUUUUUGUACAUACAGCAUAAAGGUGGUGGGUGGGAAAAUAGAGGUAAAAGCGUACCACGUGAAGAUAAUCAGUGAAGGACAGUCGAAGUGAAAGGAGUUGAAGAGAAAGAAAAGGGAGUUAGUAGUUUUAUUGGUCACAUUGGAGGAAACAAAUUGCUUUAUCUCCCUUCCAAAAGCCUUUACACUAUUUCAGCGAGUGUUGUCAUGCCGGAGUCGAACCAGCGUCCCCUGAAACACUGAGUCGGAACAUUUUCUCGCCAUUCACACACACUUAAGUGGUUUAGUCUUACUCAAUAGACGGCCUUUGGGAGCACUUUUAUUCAGUUAACUGUCAAAACAUGUGUGUGUGUGAGAGAGAGACUUUGUGUGUGUGUGUGUGUGUGUGUGUGUGUGUGUGUGUGUGUGUGUGUGCCCCGCACGAGAUCAGUGUAUAAACCAGGUGUGCUGCAGGUGAUACGGAAGAAACCUAAUGUUAUCCUCUAAUUAGUAUCAUGUACAUAGCCUCAAAUUAUAUAGAUAUAUAUACGAUGAUUUUUUAAAGGACCUCUCUCCAACAGACCUCUAUCUAUCUAUCUGUCUAUCUAUCUGUCUAUCAACAUUUAUCAAUAUAUAUCUUUCUACCUAAAUAUUUCUGCCUACAUCUAUCAACACAUGUAUAUUUCUAAUCUAUCUGUCUAUCUACAUUUAUCAAUAUAUAUCUUUCUACCUAAAUAUUUCUGCCUACAUCUAUCAACACAUGUAUAUUUCUACCUAUCCAUGACUGUUCUUCGUAUACAUGUCUUCAUUUCCUCCUCCCCUACCGUCUGUAUGUAAACCUGUGCAUCUCCUCUCGUUCCCCGCCAUUAUACAUUCCUAAGCCUCCAUCAUACAUAUAUACGUAUAUCCACCUAUUUUUCAUUCUUUUUUUUUGGUCAUUCCUUCCCACUGUCUCCCUUUCUAAGAUGUGCCUAAGCCUCUUACUACAACAAUUCAUAUUUGUAUUUAUAUUCUGCGACUUUCAGCCUUGUAAGACUAGGAGACAAGGGUUGUUUUUCCCCCACACGACCGACCUCGGUGUAAGUGAAUGCACUCAGGUAAUAUCUUUUUGUCUUCGCUAGAACGACGUGGGCGAAAAACGGAGAGCAGCAAGCUGAUUGGUCAAUGAAAACAGCUUCCUUUACCCUCAUUGGCCGUGGACCGAAAUAGCGCCCGGCAAUGAGGGCGGAGAAAAAAAUAUAUACAUAGAAGCUUUGAACAUGUUUUUAGACUUUAACCUAAGACCAAUAAGAGUAAUAUUGAUAACCAUACUACUUUCUUUCCUUUUUCAAUCAUUCCGGGUCUUGCUAAUCGCUCUAUCUUUUUAAUUAAGGGUGAAAGUCGCUGAAUCCGGCUAUACCAACCAGAAUAAACGGCUCGUAUUAUACUUCGGUGUUUCUACCAAAUAAAUAAUGUGCCGAGACUAGUGAUAUGUUACAAUUAAUAUCAAAUAUAUUAUAUGUGUUCAUUAUG
Messenger RNA from Eriocheir sinensis (Chinese mitten crab), 7331 nucleotides. RefSeq names its product protein O-mannosyl-transferase TMTC2-like. The record is from RefSeq and is a predicted model, not a curated record. The annotation marks the transcript as partial. The transcript has 10 exons. Lineage: Eukaryota; Metazoa; Arthropoda; Malacostraca; Decapoda; Varunidae. Gene Ontology annotation, cellular component: endoplasmic reticulum membrane. Gene Ontology annotation, molecular function: protein binding; mannosyltransferase activity. Gene Ontology annotation, biological process: protein O-linked glycosylation via mannose.